Mycotypha africana is the source of this 1571-nucleotide messenger RNA. RefSeq lists its product as uncharacterized. Lineage: Eukaryota; Fungi; Mucoromycota; Mucoromycetes; Mucorales; Mycotyphaceae. The transcript is spliced from 8 exons. The record is from RefSeq and is a predicted model, not a curated record. The coding region runs from base 269 to 1312 and encodes 347 amino acids. Gene Ontology annotation, molecular function: protein binding.
AUCGCGACAAAACGACGAUGUCUUUAUGCAAGAAGUGAUACACUGGGCUGAACUUUGUCUGAAUACGAGCACAACUGAACAAAAUCCGAAUUGUACUGACAAUUAUCUACUUUAUCUUAAAGCUUUGACCAAAGUUACAAAACUAAGGAGAACGGUAAGCGUGAACAUGAAAGUAUAAAGUUGGAUAAAUGGAUCCAUCGACCCAAGCAUCCAUUGCCUAACCCUCUCUCUCUCUCUCUCUCUCUCUCUCUCUUUAUGUCAGAGAUCUAUGGAUCAUGUAUUUAGACUUUGGUAUGCAAGCAUGAUUCAUUCUUUCAUGUAUGCGUUAGAAUAUACACAACGUUCGCAAGCUUUACUCGCGACUGCACUUUGGAUGCAAUAUGGUAACGAGGUAUUGUCAGAAACUUAUCUGCAGUUGGCAGAGAAAUCUCAAGAACUGGACGCACUGAAUGAUAUUCGAGCCACGGUUUUGAUGAGAGCCAGGAAGUUGAGAUAUCAAAAAGAGACGAGUGGCCGAUUAUCCGAAUACAAGCAUACCAAAGUAUGUACAAGCGAGCAAAAAGAAUUGGAAAGUGCCGUUUUUUGGUGUUACGACAAACCAAGUACAAACGACGCUCUUUCUACAGAGCACGGUUCUAAGGACACGGGUGAUCAGAGUAGUGAGAGCUUCUUUGAUCUUGUGAGACAGUAUACAGUAGAGAACGAAUUUGAUAAAGCUCUCGAACAACUGAAACGUCUGGAGUACAUAACAAAUCGAGGUGAUUAUGUUACUCAUUGCAAGCGUUUGGUUUACGCAGCCGCUAUUUACUUGAGACUACAUCAAUUUGAACGCGCUAAACAUGCCCUCAUCGCCGCUUUGGAAAAUGCAAAACAAAGCUCCUUUGUUCUUGUUUAUUAUUGGGCCACCAUCAAGCUUGCUGGUAUAUUCACUCGAUCUCAAAAGAAACGCAAUCUUCGACAAGCCAAAAAUUCGCUGGAGCGCAUUUUUUCCAAAGUAGUAUUGACCCAAGACAGAACUUUGAUAGCAGAAGUGAAUCUAGCGUAUGCAAAAGUAUUGUUUGCAUUAACCAUGGCAAAGGAGAGACCCUUGAAAAAGUCUCGAUUAACUUUCGACACGGCACAUUUCUGGUCUAAAAGUCAAAAGGCUGCAGCGUUUUCAAAGAAAAUUUUGGACGCCAUGGAAAAGGUGAACGAGUCAACACAAACCAAGGAGCAACUGAAAGAGCUAAGAAAAUCAAUUCGAGCAAAGGAAGUGGCGGAUGAUGAUGUUCAUGAGGACUUUGUGCUUCUAUUCACUGUGUUUGUUAGAUAAAAUACCAACACAAAGCGUUACAGCUUAUACAUUCAAACUUUACAUAAUUGACUUGGAUGAUCAUCUCCAUUUUUAUGAUACUAUCGCCAUCUUCCUUGCUAUCAUUCAAUGAUAAAGAAUGUAACAAAAAGAAACACGAUACACAAAGUAUCUAUUUACAAAUGAAGAAAAAAAAAAAAAAAAAAAAGGAGUCUAAUGAUGAGAACAAAGGAAUAAAAACCAAAAGAGAAACCAGUUUGUAAACCUUUAUUCAUCUUGA